AUCUCUACUUUUAUAUCUUUACUUAUUGAAUUUUAUCACCAGGAUUUACAUGGCUGAAGCCGCUGUUCCUAAGGUAAUGAUAUCCUUUAUCAUAGCCUGCUUCAAGGAAGGUCGAGUGGAUGGUCUGGAGGAAGCUCUGAGCAUACUGCAGCUAAUUAGAAUUUCACCAGCAGAAACUAAACUCAUUUUUUCGGAUCAAUAUAAUCAUCAUAUAAUCGAAUCACUGACAUGGGUAUUAGGAUGUGAAUUCAGAAACCAUUUAACCAUUAAAUCCCACGCUGUGAUGGUACUAAAAUCAGUCGUGGAAAACUCGAAGUCUAGUUUUCUUGAAAGACUUAAACCAGAACUCUUUGCGCAGAUCAUGCCUUUAAUGAGACAGGAUGGCGGCGUCACUCAAGAAGGAUUGAAAGCUGCUUUGCGCCUUUUAUUACACGUUUGUCCGUGGAGCAGAAACAGGAGAAAGAUGAUUGAAAACGGUGCGGUGUCAACCCUUCUCGAUCUCGAGCUUGGACAGCUUGAGAGGAGGAGCACAGAGCUUGUUCUGGGGAUACUGUUCCAUUUAUGUUCUUGUGCAGAUGGGAGGGCGCAGUUUCUUGCCCAUAAAGGCAGCAUUGCGGCAGUGACGAAGAGGAUCAUGAGAGUUUCCGCGGUAGCUGAUGAUCGAGCUAUUUUGAUCCUUUUGUUGAUGUCGAGGUUUUCUAGGACCAAAAUUGUUUCUGAAGAAAUGUUGAAAGUUGGAGUAGCUGCAAAGCUUUGCAUGCUCCUGCAGAACGACUGUGCAACAUAUUUGAAGGACAAAGCGAUGGAAAUUCUUAGAUUGCAUUCUGAUGUUUGGAAAGAUUCCCCUGAUAUUGAUAGAAAUGUCUUGACGAGGUAUAUCAAGGGGAAUACACAAUCUCUUUAGAUGGUACUAUUAUAUAUAUAUAUCUUGUUAUAGAAACAUGUUUUAUUGUACGAGCUAACCGGAAAAACAGUCAAUUCGGGCAUGAAAAAUCUAUUAUGUGAUUAAUAAAUGGCAAAGAAAAUA
Messenger RNA from Rubroshorea leprosula, 1027 nucleotides. NCBI's taxonomy places the organism in Eukaryota, Viridiplantae, Streptophyta, Magnoliopsida, Malvales, Dipterocarpaceae. The record is from the annotation of a GenBank genome assembly.